Messenger RNA from Marchantia polymorpha subsp. ruderalis, 3721 nucleotides. The record is from the annotation of a GenBank genome assembly. Lineage: Eukaryota; Viridiplantae; Streptophyta; Marchantiopsida; Marchantiales; Marchantiaceae.
AACCUCUAGUGAGAGCUUCUGUACACCUGCUCCCUCGUUUGACGGAGGAGUGUAGACCCUGUCAGAUUCGAUGAAUCAUGAUAAGAUUCACGAAGUGCGGGUGAAGAUAAGGAGCGCUCUGUUUAUGGUUCAUGGACUGUCAGAUGAACUCGGUCUCUUCGUUACCACCUGUCAAAAGGGAAUUUGGCGACAUUCCGUUUUUUUCAGGGGAUGCUGCAGAAAGCGUGAAGAGCAUUUUCUCUUGAAUUCAGCUGCCUCUUAGGCCGAGGGGAUACCAGCCAUGAAAUUUAUUCGGUGCGGGCGAUGCUCGCAGGGAUACUUUGUGACUUUGCGCGUCGAUCGGUGAGAAGGCUCCGGAGCUGAUCUCAGGCGUGAUCGUUCGUAAUUAUCUUCUUAAAACCUGUUCAGAGAUUGAAGCACUGACGGCACACUGAAGAAUCAGAUAGACUGGUGCUUGUUCGACUUGUGUGGAGCAAAGGAUUGACGGGAGGAAAUUUUGGAGGGCAUGACUCGUGAUGCGUAGGUCCUUCCUCCUCCCGGCAUUCAUUUCUUCCUGGCACUUCACUUGGUGUGGGAGUGAGCUUUCAGGAAUUUCUGAUCCGUAUCGUAUGCCGAAUCUUUCGUUGGGGAAAAUCAAUCGAUUGGCUUCGGAAUACAUUUUCGAGAUUCUUCUCGCCUAAGAGUAAAAGCUUUGAAAUGGUGAAGGUUGCGGGUGAGCGGGAGACAUACCAGCGACGUCCAGCGCGGGCUUAGGGUGGAUGGGGACCGUCGGUAUAAUGUUGAUCACUCAAACAGCAAUCAGUUUUUGAUGAUCCAACAUCAGCGGUGACAAGAUUCGAGGAUCCUUUUGGUCCACAAUUUCUCAGUUUGUCGACACUGUAAACAUGACUAUGGGUGGGGUUUCUGAAGAUAGGGGAGGAAAUUCCAGUUGGACGGUGAAACUCUCGCGCAGAAAUGAAGAUGGUACGGAAGGUGCAUAUGAGCAGAUCGUAGGAGCUGCAGAGAAGGAGCAGGACGCAGUGGAUGCAAUCCCUUCCAGGCAGUGGUUUGUGAUACCCGUGGUAAUAUUUGCUACGGUGGCCAUUUCAGCAGCUGGCGCGCUGACGAAAUUGAUGACGAACGCUGCACCGAUUUCUCAAGCAGCGUGGCGGCUUCAGCUCACCUCCUUGGUCUUGCUACCCGGUUUCAUAUGGCAAUGUUGCCGCAUGACAGACAGAGAACGUCAACGAACUUUACACUGGACCAAUGUUGGAGUGAUUCUUCUCAGUGCCAUUUCGCUUGCCUUUCACUUCGGUCUGUGGAUUUGGUCAUUAGACCACACAUCGUUGCCACAUAGUUUGCUGCUCGUAUCAAUGCCUCCAGUCAUAGUAGCAGCAUUUGAGUGCUUGCAAGGAAAAUAUUUAUCGAGAGGAGAAACAAUUGGAGUGGCCCUUGGAGUUGGAGGCGCGAUUGUUAUAGCAGCUGGGUCUAAAGUGGAAAUGGAUGUGGAGGUUAGCAUGCUCGGAGACUUGGCAGCAUUUAUGGGUGCUGUAGCUUUUGUUGCCUACAUAAGCGCUGGAAAACAUCUUCGAGGGUGGAUGCCCCUUUACGUGUACGCUUUUCCAGUAACAGCUGGUGCAGCAAGCAUCCUCACAUUGGCCGGGAUGAGUUUGGAAGGACUGCAUCACUCGCCCUCUGGUGAAAUCAGUGGGCCUUUCGGAUGGCUUAGAAAAGAGUACGUGCUGCUGAAUCUGAUGUUAGCUUUAGGGCCCGGCUUCGUUGGACACACAGGAUUCAACGCUGUCCUGCGCCACUGUACCGCUCUGCUAGUGGCCAUGGCCACGACAGUCGAGCCUCUACUAGGAUCUGUCAUCGCCUGGGCUCUAAACGUUUCGAGUGUCCCUGGUCUGUGGACGUGCAUAGGAGGCACGGUGAUGCUGUUGGGAACGUUGUGGGUGAGCUAUGCCUCGGAACAAGAAAGUAAGUCAGGACAGGAUGAAGUCAAUCGCGAGGAACACGCAGAGCUCGGAGGGGCUGACGGCCUGGCAAGUGAACAAGAUGGCUUAGAAGCAGAACAAGCCAGAGAGAGGAGAAGAAAUUUAUUGCGAUCGUCCGAACGGCCUUGACAGAAUCUGGUUACCCUUCGUAGCAUGAAGAGUAGUAUAAAAUUGACCGCUUGCAGUACCAGCCUAUGCUCAGCUCAGUCGAGCGAAAGACGAAGGUUGGCGACCAAGUUGUCGUCCAGCAAUGACAUUUUCUUCAGUCCUUGCUGCUGCUGCUGCUGCUCCUGGCGGGCGGACGGACUGCCGGCGUGGUAGCCAGACAGCUGAGAAGUUGUUGACAUGCAAUCAACCCAACUGGGCUAAGUCAACUCCAGAGAAAAGACCACAUCCCUAGGAGGAGAAGCCAAGGAGUGAUGUGGACCGCAUCUGGGUUGGGGAUCACUGGCUCCGCGUCCGGUGCAAUAAGGUUGUUGUCGCCCGCUGUUGUAAAACCUCGGCAAAUUAAUGUGACGAGUACGGUGCUGUCAGCGAGGUUUUGACUAGUGAACCUUUGGCUUUGGCCCAUGGCCGACGUACGUCCGUAGUUGAACCUAAGCUCAGUCGAGCUGAGCACUUGCUUUUCGGUAUCUAGUGUAAGAUACGUGAGCAGGAGCGUACCAGUCACUUCACUCUGGCUGCAGUACGUGUUGAGUAGAUUGUUGCGCACGUCAGGAUUCGGGCGUACUGGGAGUCCUGCCUGGUCAUGGUUUUUGAUUUCAUACCAAUCUUCGGAAGGCAAGAAGGACUACAUACGUCUGCAGUUCGCUAUGUAUGGGAUCUGCAGGUGGAUGUGAUGCGACGUGAGGUGCAGAAUAGUGUUAUUUUAAUGGUGGUGAAUUUGCGCCCGAGCAUAAUUUUCGGACUUGAAAAUAAUACCCCGGAAUACUACAUUCCCUCCCGUGUGGACAGCUUUACGACGGUGCAAGUGAUUGCAUAUCCAUGUUCGGAUACACACGGCCUUGUGCUGACGGGAAGAAACCUUUGGGCUAUAAUGUGUUCCAUGUGCGGAGUCGAUGGCCGCAGCAUUUCAAUCAUGAGCAUCUUAAAUCCUAGCAUCUUAUGGAGCAAUUAGCGCGUAAAACAUUCUCUUCCAUUGCAUUGAAGAGAAAAGAAUGGGGAUUACAAACACACCUUACAAUGAUCCCGGGAAUUAUAGGUAUCCAAAUAACCUAGGCAGAGGGUGUCAGGUAAGAGUUGGCGUACGUCCUGCACCCAGGAGAAACUAAAAGGACACGAUCUCACGUACAGAGAGGAUAAGCAACACAGAGAGGAGGAAAAAGUGAAGAGGACCAAACUCUGAAGAUGGCAUUUGAAGACAGGUGACAGUAAUCUUGUAGUGUUGAUGACCUGAUAUCUAUCGGAUCUUUCGAGCGGUCAUUUUGCCAGGAGUGCCCUCUCGGUCAGAAAGACGAGCCAGUGAGCAGUCAGUGUGAAUUACUUAAGUAGGCAAGUACUACUACUACGAAACCUUCGGAAUGCCUAGGACCUCUUAUUGGGUGGACGGUUUUAGUUGGUUGGAAUUGUACUCGAGUGCAUAACAGAACAUUCGAGCCAGGAAAGUAAUGAAUGAACCUUACCCGAUCUUAAAUGUCGUCUAAGACUGACUUAACUGACUGACUCUGCAUGGUUCUGGCCUGUCAUUCAGAGUUUGAAAGAACUGUACUCUCUGUUCAACUCUGAUUCAAUAAAGUUUCGAGGAU